AUGUACCAGUACAAAUACCUUGAACCGGAUUUUCUUGGUGGUGGUGCGGAGGAAAACUCUAAUUCUGGAGACAUCUUGUUCUAUCAGAAGGGGGUGAAUACUGUCGUGUUUUCUAUUAUCCAGGGUAAAGACUGGCUAAAUAAUCAGUGCGGUGAUAUGGUCCCGGAGGGACUAAGGAUCAUGGUUGUUGGAAGGAAGAAUCUUUCCAUUCAUCACUACCGGGGAUCCCCCGCAAAACACGAAGCUGCGUUUUUUGAUGCUCAUUAAUAGGGGCAAGGAGAUGGGCAAGGCCUUGGAGGAGUAUAUUGAGCAUGACUUGAAGCCCUCGGGAGCGAGAUGUUUUGUAGAUAGGCUGCGGAAGGAUGUCAAACCUAGUUUGAAUGCUCUCAGGAAUGCGGGAACCAAGAUUUGGAUGCUGACUGGUGAUAAAGUUGGGAAAGAGAGAUGUGUUGCUGUUAGCGCAAAGUUGGUGUCGGGAGAAAAAUAUGUUCACACCAUUGCCAAGUGUAUGCCCACUCCUCUAUUCUUUUACAUCCGGAUUAUACUAAAGUAACUCCGGUGCGGUUAUGUAGUAAAACGAAAAAACUAUCCGUGCGAUUCCCUAGAAUUCCUCCGCAACAAGACCAACCCCCGUCUCCUCAUCGACGACGAACCCAUCGCACUCUUCCUAGACACGUAUAAUUCCGAGUUCAUAUCCCUUGCCGUGCAACCCCUGUCAUGGAAGAGAGAGGAUGAACCCUUAGCCCAACAAUAA
Molecule: messenger RNA, 754 nt
Organism: Tuber aestivum (summer truffle)
Lineage: Eukaryota; Fungi; Ascomycota; Pezizomycetes; Pezizales; Tuberaceae
Source: the annotation of a GenBank genome assembly